CUGUUUACAAGGUCACUUUAAAAUUUGGGACGUGACGAAUGGCGAACUGAUGGCGGAAAUCCACCGUAACAACUACUUUGACAUGCAACGCAAGGAGGGCCAACGAUCGCCAACGGGACCUGUGCUGAUCAAAGGCAAACCUUCCAACACGAACAUCACCAGAAUGCAGGAAAUCUACCCCGAACCUACAGGCCUACAGCCUGAAAAAGAAGCUUCAGUUCAACUUCACCAGUCCAAACAAAGCCAAGAACCGAAAUCCGGCAAGGAUCCGUCCCUCUUUGACUUUGCGGCACAGGCACAGUACGUGAAGGUGUUUACCAGCGAUCCGGCGAACUCACAGAAACGACUCAGCAAUGCCGGAUUGUGAGCGGAGCUCCGAAACCGCUUCCUCUCGUCUUCCGGUCUAAACACGAUGCGACCACCGUGCAGCUGCGACAAAACCGCAACGAAGAAACGUUCCAACGACCUAGCAGCAGUACGGCGCGCAAGAAAUCCUACCAAACCUCGCCGAUCUGGUGUCUGGACUUUCUGGAUAAUCUCAUCGUGAUCGGGUGCGCCGACGGGCGGCUCGAGUUCUGGGACGGCACCACCGGCAACUUGAAGGGCAUCUACGAGACGGAGCACACCCCAACAACGGGGUCACCAACAUCAAGCUGACUGGGGACAAGGUUGUGGCGGCCCGGCUCAGCGGCCGCAUCGACUUCCUGCGGUUCGAAACGUAGACUCAGGGUCGGCAGAUCGACUGGGGAUUUACGUCCGCGUACCGGCGCACGCACAUUUGCACCGGUUCGGCGGGUAGCUUAAGCAUGUUCCAGCAGCCGAACGGUCCGACCAGCGUUCAUCACGCCUCGGAGGAGGAGCUGCGCUGCAUCCUGAAGUUUCACCAGCAGGGCCCCCAGAUGCCGGAGACGUGUCGGGAGGUGGCCGGCGAAACCGUCAUGACCUGUAGCAUGGACCACACGGUGAAGGUGUUCCGGCACUGUCACUGCGGGCCGAUCUCGUGUCAUGGCCCGUUCGAGCCGCCGAAGCCUGGAGCUGGAUGUGACCUCGGCCGAGGACAACCGCAAGAUGCGCGAGUACGAUUUGGUAAGCGUGUGGUUUUCUGGACUUGA
Messenger RNA from Culex quinquefasciatus (southern house mosquito), 1112 nucleotides. RefSeq lists its product as uncharacterized. NCBI's taxonomy places the organism in Eukaryota, Metazoa, Arthropoda, Insecta, Diptera, Culicidae. Bases 807 to 1112 code for a protein of 101 amino acids. The record is from RefSeq and is a predicted model, not a curated record. The transcript has 3 exons.